ACAAUAGCGGAAAGGCCUGGAGAGGGCAAAAGAACUGAGUCAGGAACUGGUUACAGUGAUGGGGAUGGGGAUAGGGAUGGGGAGCGAUGGGGAGUGCAGGUCAAGGCCAUUACUAGAGCGCGUAGCUCCAGCGCCUCCCAUCGGGACAAACACAGACGUCCUGCACAGUCCACGCAGCUGCCUGGAUACGGUCCCGUGCCUCUCUGGCCUGACCGUGGCCGCCCAGCCCCUCCCUCCGCGGACGCGGGCGGCUGUCUGAAGGCGCCGAUCUGCCGAGAGAAACCGCCAGGGUUUGGGCAUGGAGAGCUCGGCGGGUGACCCAUACCGGCGACCUGCGCGGCGCACUCAGUGGCUGCUGAGUGCCUUGGCUCACCACUACGGGCUGGACCGCGGCGUGGAGAAUGAGAUCGUGGUGCUGGCUACCGGUCUGGAUCAGUAUCUGCAGGAGGUUUUCCACCACUUGGACUGCCGGGGAGCGGGCCGCCUACCGCGCGCCGACUUCCGUGCGCUCUGCGCGGUACUGGGGCUGAACGCUGACGGGGAGACGGCCACGGAGGACGCAAACUCCGCGGAGGCGGCCUCCACGAACCCGGCUGCUGGGAUGAUCGCUGGCGGGGACGCGGACGUCAGGGAAGAGGCGCGCCUGGCUCUGCGAGCCGACCCUCCAGAGCUCACCUUCCGCCAGUUCCACGCGCGCCUCUGCGGCUAUUUCAGUAGCCGAGCGGGGCCCCGGCUGCCCCGCGGAGCUCUUAGCGAGCACAUCGAGACACAGAUCCGCCUCCGCCGCCCGCGCCGCCGCCGCCGGCCUGGCUCACCGAGCCUGCACGGUGGCGCCUAUGGCGAGCGGGUGGCACAUCUAGAGGAGGAAAACAGUAGCCUACGCGAGCUGGUGGAGGACCUACGGGCUGCGCUGCAGAGCAGUGACGCGCGUUGCCUGGCCCUUCAGGUCGGCCUCUGGAAAAGCCAGUCGGACAUCCCAGAAGCGGCGGCGCACGAGCUGCAGCGAGCGCAGGGCGCGCUGGCAGAGGCGGAGGCGCGCGCCCGGCGGCUGCAGCGCGGACAGGUGGAGGUGCGGCUGCGCACCGAGGAGGCUCGGCAGGCGGUGCGACGCAGCUUGCACCGAGUGCGGGAGCUGGAGGCGCUGGCGCGGCGUGUCCCCUGCUUGCAGCGCCAGGUGCAGCGACUGGAGGCAGAGCUUAGAGGUUACAGGUCGGAAGGGCCUCAGCUCCUAACACCCCAACAAGCCAGUCCAAGGCCAGGAAACAGGAAUGGCGAACCUACUGCUGGAGGAACCAGAGAUUCGGACACUACUCCAGAGGGAGUCCAGCGGUCAGACAGCAGAGACACAGAUGAAGCAGAGGAUGAGCAGCUGUUCCGCUCCGUGGAAGGCCAGGCCGCCUCUGAGGAGGAAGAGGAAGAAAGGUGGCAGGAAAAGCCAGGGCGCCCACAGGCCCAUGGUGAGGUACCCCUGGUGCAACCCUCAGGCUGUGUGAGUAGGUGUGACGACCAGACAGCUGAGACGCUCAAGGCUUCCUUUGGCCACUGUGAUGGUGCUGAGCACAUCUGCACCCUAGAGCUGGAAACCCAUGUCACCAGGCUUGGCGAACAGCUGCAGACCCUGGGGACACCGGAGGAGGAGGCAGAACUACAGCAGAUGGUGGAAGCUGAGCAUCUGAGGCUAGAGCUGCAGAUGGUGGAGACAGAGAGGGUCCGGCUGUCGCUGCUGGAAGAAAAGCUGGUGGAUGUGCUACAACUCCUGCAAAGGCUCCGGGACCUGAACAUAUCAAAAAGAGCCCUGGGGAAGAUGUUGCUGAAUGCCCUGGACCGGAACCCCUCACAGGAGGGUACAUGUGGCACCUUGGCCAUCCUGGACACCUUGCACCAAGCUUUGGUUGGCUGUGAGCUCCUACAGAGAAAUCCCUCGGCACCAGCAUCCACAGCUCCUGCACACACGAACCCCUUCCUCAUCUCCUGCUGAGCUCGCUGGCCAAGUCUUGGGCCACCAUGGUCAUUCUCGCCGUCAUCAGACCAGCCUGACCACAACCAGACAAGCUAGCCUCCAUGAUCAACCUGACUACCAAUGGGACUAGCACUAGCCAUCGCUGGACCAGCCACCAUGGUUAUCCUGACUACCAGUCCAGCCUCCAUGGUCCGUGGCCACUGCUGGACUGUCUUCCACCAUCUGAACACUCUCCACAAAUGAUCUGACACUUGUCAUUCCCUCAGAACUCAGGCAGCCAAGGCUUCUUCCAAAACUGGGUCUGGCAGCGACCCCUUUCUUGGGCCUCUCACAUUCUCUCAGAGCCUCCACAUUGAAAGCCUGAAGUUGCUAGAUCAGCCUGAACCUGAGGCUGUCAUCUCAUCCUGGGCACAGCACACAGUACAUUCCAGAAUCUCUGCCCGAGAGUCCUGAGAUCUCCACGCACCGCCCCCCAGCGCUGUCCUCUUCCACCAGCAUGCCUGCUAAGUAAACCCAGGCCCAGCCUCCAGGACACAUCUAAUCACUGGGGAACUCCCCACCUCUGAGGCAGUGUUGCAACUAGGAACAGCAGAGUGUUCCAAGGAGAAAAUGAUGUCUGUAGGCUUGUGGGUGGAAGCUGGGCUGUCACCUCAUCCAAAAGGAGAGGUGGAAUGUAAGUAGGCACAGAGAGAAAAGUUACAACCAGAUCAAAGGUGGGAUGCUACCAAGGACCCACCCCCCUCAGGAGUCAGUGCCCAAGGCCAGGCACCAAACAGGCAGGUCUAAAGCAGGGGGCUGCCUCCUUUUGAUCUUUCCUGCUCAGCCUGAGCCCACAAGGCCCUGCUUGCCCCAGCCGACUGACCUGUGCUAUUUGGUCUGCUCAAGAAAGGCCUGAUAAGGGCUAGUGAGAUGGCUCAAUGGGUAAGAGCACCUGACUGCUCUUCCAGACUGCUCUUCCGAAGGUCCAGAGUUCAAAUCCCAGCAACCACAUGGUGGCUCACAACCAUCAGUAACAAGAUCUGACUCCCUCUUCUGGAGUAUCUGAAAACAGCUACAGUGUACUUUAAGAAAGAAAGAAAGAAAGAAAGAAAGAAAGAAAGAAAGAAAGAAAGAAAGAAAGAAAGAAAGAAAGAAAGAAAGAAAAGACAGGCCUGAUAAAGCUGUAUGCGUACUAGAACUUAGUGUGGACAAAUGUGCAAGGAAACACUCCAGGGGACCAAGCAAAGGGGAACCCCCCCACUUUGGCGAGUCUAACUUUGUGAGCUCGAUUCUGACACUCACAGGAAAGAUAGAAGAAAAAUCACUGAGUACUUCUGGGAGGAGGAGGCCCAUGGCCAGUGUGGAAUGUGCUCCCACAUCCUGGGUUUUGUUUUCUGUUUUUCUCAUGCCAGCAUGUCCGAGCACUACAGGAGCUCCCAACCACACACACUGUUGGCCUCAGUCUGUUCUCUUCAACAAGCUGCCCUGGAGAAGAAGCCUUUCACUGGAGCCUGAGAGGUGCAGGCUUCAUCAGAGCCCUGACAAACUGGGCAGAGCUGGCCCGACCCAGCCAAGGGAGAGCAGACCAGAGACAAGUUUAGAAUCCCUAAAACAGCCAUGAUCACAGGCGCUGUGUUUGGUUGUUUUACAUUCUUUGAGGGGGAUUCCCCCUAUGUUGCUUAGGCUAGUCUCAAACUCCUGGGCUCAAGCUAUCCUCCUGGCUCCCAGGCAUCUGGAACAAUAGGCCAUAGUCCCCUAUGCAGCUAGCUAAUCCUGGAGUAACAGAACACCUACUUCCUACCUACAUUUUUAUUACCACAUCACUAAAGGCUCAGCUUCUGGAGUUCCUUACCCAGCACAUGGAGUCAGUCUUUCGCAGAAGAUAGUCUGAAGAGACAGUCAUCCCUGACUGUAUCAAGAGAGUCACGAAACAUCAGACUAGGAAUUUGAAACAUCUGGUUACCAGGCAGCUCUAAAGGAAGAGGCCAGCCGCAUGCAAGGCCAAGCAAGCAACACAAACAUAGGAUGCGUAUCCCAAGGAAGGGCCAAGGAUUGCUCAGAAUCGUACAACCAAACAGAGUAAAGAACUCUUCCAUAUGAUCAGAGAUGAUGGUACAAAUGAGGAAGGACUCCAGAGAGAGGCUCAGAGACGAUGGUAGGAACGAGCGAGGAAGAACUCCAGAGACACGUCCUAGAAAAUUCUAGAACUGAGCAGCAGAGAUGAAAAGUCUAGGAACGGGGAGCAGAAAGGGCCAGGAAGUGUUGGACAACUCCAGCAUGUGUAACUGAGGGGAGGGAAUACAGACCAACAGCUACAGCAGAUUUGGCUGAACGUCCCCACGCUCCUGCCAGGCGCCAAAGCACAGAUCCAGAAGACAAAAAGAGCACAGGCAGAAUAAAUGCAAAACAAAAUAAAAUUUAAAAUAAUACUGAAGCCAGGCAUGGUGAUGCACACCCAGAAUUCCAUUGCUCAGGAGGCUGAGGCAGGAGAAUCAGGAGUGUACAGCCAGCCCAAGUUAAAUAGCAAGAGCUCAUCUCAAAAGGGACAACAGGAGAGAGGAGAGAGUGAGACACUGAGAUGGGGAGAGAGUAUUCAUUGUGUCUUGCAAAAUCACCAUUCAGAUGGAAGGAGUGAAGGUUUUCAGACAAGCAAAACUCACCAGGGUUUGCAAGAAACAAAGGAAGUUUUUUGGGGAGAAGGGGAAUUAUACAAACACACAUUUUUGAUUCAUAUAAAGAAGGAAAAAAAAAACACAAAAGAAAGAAUAAGUUAAGGUAGAAAACAAUUCUUUAUUUCUCUUAUUCUCCCUUACCUAACAAAGAGCCGUUUGUUGACGAUCUGAGAAUAAAGCAUGUAUUGCAUUCAGCUUCUGUGAGUGAAAUGCCCAGCCCAGGAACUGGGGCGUCUUGCUAUUGUGGCUAUUGUGGGGCCUGAAAAGCUUUGCUGCCCAUGAAGCAGCACAGGUGCUGAAAAUGGACUUGGAUAGAUGGGCCUUGCAAUGUUAGAACAGCCACUAGGAAAGGAAGGGAGGAAGGGGCAGCAAAGGAGAGAGGGUGGGGUUACAGAAAACACUGAAUCAGAACCACGAAUGGCAGAACACAAGCCGAAGUCAGAACAACAGACAUCAACCGUGAGCAGUCGUGGGAGAUAUCAGCACCCUAUCAGCAUCACCCCCAAAUAUUAAAGGUCUCAUUAUAACAACCAAAAGAUAGAGAUUCUCAGACCAGCUAGCCACAUGUUGUCUGCAAGAAUCCAGCUGAGGAGGCUGGAGAGACAGCUCAACACUGCUCUUGCAGAGGACCUGGGUUCAAUUCCCAGCACCCCCAAGACCACUCACAACUUCCUGUAACUCCUGUUCCAAGUGAUCCAGUUGCCCCCUUGUGACUCUUCAGACAGGCAUGUGAUACACAAACACACUCCAGCACAUACACAUAAAGAAAUAACAUAAAUGAACUUCUUCAAAUAAAAGAAAUCUACUUUAGAUUUAGACACAUGUGGAUUCAGUAAAGUGGGUGGAGUCAAGUACUACUGUGUCGGUGGUGAUCAAAAGAAAGUUAGGACUCUCCGUACUCACUUCGGACAGAGCAGACUUCAAGGCAAGGGGAAGGAUGUGGGGGGGCGAAAGGGGCAUCACAUGGUGUCAAAGGGGUCAGCUCAUUAAGAAAUAAUGUGUCUACUUAGCAACAGCCACAAACUGCUGGAGAUGGAAUUAACAAAAAUCCAGGCAUAGUGGUGCAUGCCUCCAAUCACAACACUCAGGAAGUGAGUUCAAAGCCAGCCUGUUCUACAUAGACCUUGUCUCAAAGAAUAAUAUAUUGAUAGAACUUUCAAGAAACUGAUGAGUCCACUAUCAUAGUUGCAGACUUCAACAGUUCUGUAAGAAAUGGACGCAUCCAGCAGGUCUGACACCAGUAAAUCUGAGAACACCAGAACCAUGAAGCAGAUGGACCCAGUGGACACAGACUACUCACCCCACAGUGGCACAAAUGCAGUCUUCAAGCUCAGACAGCAGUCUUCACAUUCUCCUAACUAAACUAUGCGGACCAUGCAAUGCUCUCAAGUGACAGCAAAAUUAAAUUGGAGUCUUGUAACAGAAAGACAGCUUGGAAAUCCAUAAGUGCUUAGAGACUGAAUACUAUAUUUCUACAUUAAAUAGAUAUCAAAGAAGAAAAUCUCAAGAGUAAUUUUAGAACACUCUUACCUAAAUGAAAAUGGAAAUCUACCCCAGUCGGAAUGUAUGGGACACACAAGAGCAGUGCUCAGAGAGAAAUGGGGAAAUGUUAGCACAAAUGAGACAUCCAAAAAUCAAUAUUCCUGCACCUCAGGAAGCUAUAAAUGAAAAGCAGAGUGUAAGACCAACCUGAUCAGUACGUCCCAAUCCGAAGUGUACAGACUGAAUACAAAAGAAUAAAAAUCACAGCAGAAAUCCAACUCAGAAUAGGACCUUAGAAAAGCCAAAGCUGGUUCUUUGAAAAGAUUAACGAAUUUGGUUAAUAAAAGCUUCUCACCAGGAUGAUUAAAGAAAGACCAGAGGAAACAACUUACAGAUACCAGAGAGCUCAACAGCAGAGCCCAGCAUGCCUGACCAAAGACCAGAUGCAACCACUUGAUCAGCCAGCCCACCGACCUUUGCAGAGCUCAAGGCCUGAGAUGCCAGACAGUGAAGAGUAAAGGAAAGAACUUCUCAGGGAGGUGACACUGUGCAGCUGAGCUAAUGGCCAAAGCCACAUCUCCAGAGAGCUGUUAUCAAGGGAACCGUCUCCUUGAAUCAAAAGCAGUUCUGCAUGAACAAUUCCACUCAAACAGAACCAACCCCCCAAAUGGUAAAAACCAAGUCAGUUUGUAGAUAGUGGAUUUCAGAACCCUGACCAAAGCUUGCCUUUGCUUCCUGUGAGUCCCAGGAGUCACUACGCACCAAUGAACUCCUUGGUCUAUGCUGUUCAAUAAAACUGUCUUUUUUAUGUUUAAUUGAAAAAAAUUUUUAAAUGGGCCAUUUUAUUUUAAAUCCAUUUCUCUGUAUGAAUGAUGAUAUAACUUAUAGCCAAAGAUUAAUUCAUAUUCCCAUUAUUUUAUAUACCGUGUAUUGUUGAGAGCAUACCAGGCCUGAGGCAUGGUAAGUGUGUAGGUAGACAUCUCUGUGUAGUCAGCAAACGACUAAAGCUUCAAAGCAGGUGAAAUUAAACUACAGUAUUUGCACAUUUAUAUUUCCAUAUUGGCCCAAUAAAUAAUACCAGACAAAGAAUGUAAAAAGUCGUGCGGGCAUGGUGGCGCACACCUUUAAUCCCAGCACUUGGGAGGCAGAGGCAGGCGGAUUUCUGAGUUCGAGGCCAGCCUGGUCUACAGAGUGAGUUCCAAGACAGCCAGGGUUACACAGAGAAACCCUGUCUCGAAAAACAAACAAAAAAUGAAUGUAAAAAGUCUAAAACACAAAAUCAACAAUAACACCACCAAAUAGCGUUACCUGUAUAAGCAAGCUGCUACAGAUGAACUUCACAUUCAGGAAAGUUAAAACCAGUAUUUUCUAUUUUUCCGCAUGCAAAACAAAGCUUGCAAUUCAUACCAAACAUCUUAGAAAAGGAGAUAGAAGAAUUUAUUACUAAUCUUUUUCACAUGUAAUAUGUUAAUAUAUUGGCUUAAACCCACUGCAUCCUUUCGUUUAUAGUACCCCUAUAUAAACUAAUUUUAUCAGCCGAAGUUCUACUAAGUAUUUUAAAAUUCUUUUUCAAUGUGAAAAUCUAGGAUUUCUCUGAGAAUCGUGUAUACAGUAUAUUCUGAUCAAGCUUUUCUCCUCCCUCAAGUCAAGAUCCUUCCUACCCAUCCAACUCCACAGCCUUUCUUUCUCUUUAAAAAAAAAAUCAAGAAUUAUACACAUACAAACCCCACAAAAAUUGAAACCAAAACGUGCUAGAAAAAAAAAAAACAACAACAACAAAGUGCCCAAAUGAAGCAAUCGGACACAAAAAGUCUGCAAGAAGUUAGUUGAGUUUGUUCUGUUCUGGCCAUCUACUGCUGUGCAUGGGGCCUCCCCUGAAGUGUGAUUAAUAUCCCAUGAGAUUCCACUGGGGAAAAUCAGGAGUUGGUUGAAGAUAGCUUCUUGCUUGGGGUAGGACUCUGUGUCCACUUCCCCCUCAGUGCUGGGACCCCAUCUGGAAACUUCUGUCUUCUUAAUAAAGGCCUCGUAAUUAUUUGA
Molecule: messenger RNA, 8130 nt
Organism: Mus musculus (house mouse)
Lineage: Eukaryota; Metazoa; Chordata; Mammalia; Rodentia; Muridae
Gene: Efcc1
Product: EF hand and coiled-coil domain containing 1
Exons: 9
Coding region: 299-1978 (559 amino acids)
Molecular function (GO): calcium ion binding
Source: RefSeq, a predicted model, not a curated record